AUGGUACACAGUUAUAACAAUGCCUUCUUUUCUCACAUUUCGCCGACGUUCCUUGACGGGGCUCAGCCCCGCAAACGACUUGGCUAUUACUACGCAAUCAUCGGAACCCAGACUCCAGGAACAGAGACCCCAUCAACAGCCGACAGACUCCGGAGAACUGCUCCGGAAAUAGCGACCAAACAGACCAACCAUGAAGAUCAAUCAUGCAACCACAAGAACACGGAAGAUUCACCAUCGAGCCCUACCUCACCGGUCGCUCAUUCUCAUGGAGAGCCAAAGCAGCCAGGCAAUAUUCAAGACUACCUAGAGCUUCGGCUGGAUGAAGCAUGCAAGCCUCCAGACAAGCUCGACGGGACCGAUCGGUCAGAUGAUUCGGGCUGGACAAAGAAGGAGGUGAAAGCUAUCCUAUCUGGAGCGCCCCAUUUUCUGCUUGAGAGAGGCAGACAUGGUCGCUGGUAUCCCCAGGUGUUAUUUCCAUGGGAUGACCACCACCCGUAUAUCCAGAGAAUGAGGGAUCGCAAACCACUUCUCCAUCAAUCCUUCACCCUGUGUACCCUCCAUGCCCAUCUGCCCGUUCUAGAUGACUGGGAGGUCAAGAAUGGAGUGUUAGUACCAGUUCACGACUGGCGUCGGACAGGUGGGUCGAAAAGAGCCGCUUUCGACGUAGGCGUAUUCGAAGUUCCAAAUAUGCUCGCCAAUAAUGGACACGAGCCGGGAACCUUUGGAUAUCGAAACUUUUUAGAAAUCCCGAUCGCAGAUGUCACUCAGUAUACCUGCACCGCAUCAAGGCAAGCUCCAGACAUGGUGCAUAUUUCGGAACUGGUCGCCUCAGAAGCCCAAGAGUUAAUGAUGGGCUAUAACCACGCAUAUUCACAAUGCCAAAGCGGUGCUGUAUUUGAUCGAAAGAAGCUUAUCCGAGAAGGUCCCGUUGCUUGGAAGCGCAUUGGAGUGCGAGAUGUUAACCUUUUGAAUUUGACGAACCGCCUGAGUAAUUUACAAAAGUUGCGCGACGAUGUUAUGAAAAAUGGAUCGAAGCGGACUAUCCUAGACUAUGAGAGCCCACGGCAGCUUCUGGAUACCUUACAUACCCAGUUUCUUCACCCUCACCCUCCCAUGUCAAACCUUAAGGCAGGGUAUCCGCAUAGUCUGAAAUCCCAGAUCAAGGUACUGACAACUGUUCUUGCUACCCCGGGAGCAUGGAUUGACUUCAGUAUACCUGAAUGGCGUCUCCGUGCGGGUCAGAUUCUGUGGGAAGUACCACCGCCACUGCCUUCCGCGAGUUCUGGGAAACCACAAGAUUCGUGGAUCAAUUCGGGCAUGGAACGAAAAUGGUUACUGAUUCAGUUGGUGCUUGCUGCAGAAUUAUUAUUUCGUCUUGAUGCCUUUGUCCGCGUUGGCAUGCUGCACGAUCCCCACGGGGGAUUCGUCACGUCCCAAGAGCUUCAGCACUUUGAAAAAAUGCGAGAUGGAAAGGUGAAUUGGGAUUUGGUUGUUGUGCGGCGCUUCCUCGAUAGUAUUAAUAUUACAUCUGCUUUGCCAUCACCUGAGUCAUCACCGACUGGAUUGCAGUCACCACAUGCCCAAGACAAGGCGGCUGGAAAAUCCCGACACUUUGCCUUAUUUGAAUCAAUUAGUCGACGGGUGUCAUCUAACGCAGAAUCAAAUCUGAAAUCAGCCUGGCAAUAUCAGCUUACCUCUCCGCACAUCCAACAACAGCUGGACGGGCUUUAUAUAUUUGCGGAGAACAUUGGAUGGCCGAUGAUAGACCGUCUCAAAGCUACGUUGGAACAGAAAUUGAGAAGUGGCACCGAUUUGGUCAUUCCUCCGGUUGAUACGGAUGUCUGCUCCCAGGUCGAACGAGAGCUGCCUGCCCGAAGCUUUUCCUGUCGGCCCAUCUGGCUCCGUAGUACUUGUGAACAAGAUGGGGAUCCACAUGCCUUGGAUCCUUUGGGCUGGAUCUCUCGAAGCUGGCUCUCUGGGUUUGUCGCUCCCGGAGGAAGUAUUCCUCAUCUACUCAUAGGUACAAUAUUGGAGAAUGACGCGGAUGCAAUCAUGCAGGUCGGCCCAAUGGCCAAUCUAUACGGUGGAUUUAUCUACGACGGCCGAAGCUGGUGGAGCAAAUCAUGCAUUAUUGGACGUGUCUUGUCUGGCCUAGAGGGAGCCAAGACUUGUAUGGGAUGGGUGGGCAGCGACGUACUUCCCCGCGACGCUGUAACCUUGGAAACUCUGCAGCCAGGCUGGUUCGACGUUCAUGCCCACCACAUAGCACCUUCGCACCACCCUCGGAUUAAACAAGGCGGAAAACUUGCUCUGAAGUCGACCCCACUGGGUACUGGAGACAUCAGUCCAACAUCAUUUACCCUACCCGUUGAUCCGCCACAGACAGGACCAGCACUAAGCGUGGGUCUGGGAGCCUUGGAAUUUACCUUGACUACGCCGAAUAAGAGGAACAUUACUGUUAGCGAAGGGGCAUCACUCUCCUUCUCCUGGAGCGGGACAGAAGUGACGGAACCUUCUUCCGUCACAUUCUCACUCAAAUACAAUGUGCGCUUUAUAUCUACGAUUGAAUGCCGACCACCGCGGGGUAUGCCAUGCGAGGGCAAAUUGAAGCGUCUACCAGGCCAUCCCUUGCAUCAGACUUUUCAAUACCAGUAUGUGCCGCUGGUAUCCCUCCCCACUCGUCCCCCUCCACAAGCACAAGCGAAGGUGCCGGGAAAGGAUGUAGAGAUCUUGGUGAUCGAUGCGCGCGGAGAUCGUGUCACGGAAACCUUUGCUCGAGCGUGGUGUACUUCGGUUGGGUGUCAUGCGUUGAUCAGUCGAGUUGGAAGAACGUGUAUUGCCUGCUCUGUUCGAGAAGCCAGGGCAGUAGGUGUUUCAGUUGUAGUGCGAGUCGGCGAGUAG
Messenger RNA from Penicillium taxi, 2901 nucleotides. RefSeq lists its product as uncharacterized. Lineage: Eukaryota; Fungi; Ascomycota; Eurotiomycetes; Eurotiales; Aspergillaceae. The record is from RefSeq and is a predicted model, not a curated record. The coding region runs from base 1 to 2901 and encodes 966 amino acids. The transcript has 2 exons.